Molecule: messenger RNA, 1578 nt
Organism: Stylonychia lemnae
Lineage: Eukaryota; Ciliophora; Spirotrichea; Sporadotrichida; Oxytrichidae
Source: the annotation of a GenBank genome assembly
AUGUAAGAUCAAGUAGCAUAAUAUUAUUAAGAGAAUGAAAGAAGAGAUAUCAUAGGGAUGCAGGAUCACUCAAAUGAUUAGAAGCCAACAAUGAGAAAGCCUUCUCCUACUUUCAUGUCAAAUGAAGUGUUGAAUUAGCCUAUCAAAAAUAAAGACGAGCAUUUCCAAUCUUCGUAUAAUUCUUAUGACAGAUCAUUUAAAUCUAAUGAAAGAUAAGCUACUUAAGUUACAGUUCUUGGAACUCAUGGGGUGAUAACAUCCAUGGAAAAAAAAUCAGAAUCGAGGAAACACUCUGGUAAUCCUAAGAAUUAAAGCUUUGUUACGCUUGGCGAUGAAAAGAUAGCUGACUUUUAGUAAAGCUUUUACAAUUCAUUAUCAAAUUUUCCAGUAAUUGAGAAACAAAAUUAGGCUUCUAAGCCUCCACUUAGUCAAAGAACAAAGCUUUCAGCAAGGAAAAAUCACACUAGCGUUGAUCAUGUUCUAAACAAUCAAUUUCACACUAAUGAUCCUAGUAAAGCAAGCUCGAUCCAUUAACUUGCACAAAAGAAAAGACCUGAUAAUGCUAGAAGGUCAAAUGGAGAUGUUAUAUCUCAUUCACAUAGAAAUUCAAUUGAUAGAUCAAUGUUCCUCAAUAAAACUAGAGAUUUAAAAGCUGAGGAUGAGUUAUCUAUGAGAUAGAAGCAAACUUAAAGCAUAUAUAAUCAGUUUUAAUCAAGAUCUAACAAUAGUAGUAAAGCUAGUGGUUCUUUCGUAGAUUGCUUGACAAUCGACUAUACAAAAGCACUUAAUUAGUAUAAGAAUGAGCUACUUGAAAAUGCUAGAAGGCAUACUAUCUCCUAAUAAUUUUAAAACAUGAAUUCAAGGAGCUAAAGUAGAAAUGCUCUUGAAGGGAAGCUAAGUUUUGAAGAGUGUUUGGGGCUAGACCCAAUGAAAGUGGUGCACGAUUAAAAAUAAAAGUAAAGAUAGAAGAAUCAAGAUAUUACCAAGAAAGAGAUAGGGAGACACCAGAGCAAAAGAGAACAGGAGAAACUCAAACUGAUUCAGAGGAUUGAGAAAACUCAUGGUGAUUUUGUAAACACUUUUACUGGUGAUCCUAUUUAAUCUGCGUACAUGUCAAAGUAAUCAGACUAGAGCACUUCAUAUAAUACAGGCAGGAAUAGUUAGUAGAAAAAAGAGCUGCAACUAUCAAACUACUUGAAAAGUCAAAUUACUUAGAAGCAAGACGAAAUGAUGAAGCAAAAGAAGUCUUAGAUAAUGGAAGAAUAAGUUUAUCUCAAAAUUCUUGAGAAAAUGGAGCUAAAGGAAAAGCAAAAACUGGUUAAUAAGCAGAAGGAGAUUACACAUGAAACGAGAUAGUCACUGAGGACAUCGGAAGUGUAGAAAGAAAAGUAAGAAUUGCAAAAGAAGAUUUAGAGUUAGAGAGAAAGGGACAGCUUGAGAGGAGGUCCACAGCACUAAUAAAAGAAGAAUGACAUUUUGACUAAGUAUCUCCAAAAUAAUGUGCUUUUUAAUGCAAGAGAGAGAAGUACCAGUAAAAAUAGAUAACAGACUCUUUCUAAGUUCCUAAAUCCUUAAUGA